Messenger RNA from Mercenaria mercenaria, 2659 nucleotides. RefSeq lists its product as uncharacterized. The record is from RefSeq and is a predicted model, not a curated record. The transcript has 2 exons. NCBI's taxonomy places the organism in Eukaryota, Metazoa, Mollusca, Bivalvia, Venerida, Veneridae. The coding region runs from base 642 to 1859 and encodes 405 amino acids.
GUUUAACAAAAUAAUUAAACAGCUUGUGUUUUAUGAAUGCAAUCUAUAGCAAACAAACGUCUUAAUGGAUGAGAAGGAAAUUUGGUAACAUUAGACGGCCGCUAAGUUUGUUUCGUUUUUGGAUGGCUUGUAAAUGCCGUGUUUAUACCACGCUGAAACAUUUCAAUUGGAUUUACUCAUUACAUGAAGAAGUGAGAGUUUGGAGUCUACUUUUAGACAUCUCAAAGGGAAUAUUAUUGGACAUGUAUAUAAAUAAAUGAAUAAAAAGACAUACCAUUUUUCACGUUUCAUUGUGGAAAAUAAUCAGUCGCGAUCGAAGCGUAGGAAAAUCGAUUCGUAUUCACGGUAUUGAAUGACGUGCGAAUAGUUUAUUGAAAAAUAGAUUUUAUAUACUAAUAUAGGAAAUGAAAGGGUGUUCUCUCUAGCGAUAAAAUUUUCACUUUCAAAAAAAAAAAUCAACUUAAACGUUGGAUGUACUGCAUGAUUGAUGUAUGUUUAAACUGCGGUUUAAUAAAACUGCGGUUUAAUACCUGAUAUGUAUCUGUGACAACGCUCAUCUGAAGCGGAUUAAUCAUAUCUUAAGUGCAUAUAAAAUAGGAUAUUUGUUAACGAAUUGGAUUAAAGUGCUUUAAUGAUAAAAUAUGGCAACGAAAGACACCAGUCCAUCGCGCAAUCCUAGAACUCUUUCUCUGCAGUGGUCAGACAGGUCACUGAGUCUCGUUGAUUUGUUAAAAGAAUUUACACUUCCGGUCAUAGUUAAAAUGAACGCAGACGACAAGAGCAAAAAGAAGAAAGACGCCAGCAGCAUGCUGCAGCAACCGUUGUUAUUGUACAAAGAGGUGAAAGGGUUCAAGGUUAUUGCUCGGAACAUUUCUAGUCUCGUGGCUGUCAAAACUUCCAAAGAUGGUGUCCAGUUCAAAGAGGGCGGGUCAGUGGUUGCCAUCCCAGUUGACUAUCCAGGUUGGUUUCGAUUACUGGAAGAAGACACGGUUCCGAUCCUCAGUGUCGCAAAUCUUGCACGAAUCAUGCCUGCUUCCUUCCUGUCUGCCAAAAGAGUGACUGGUUUCACGCUUUUAGAUCCGUUUAAUAAGAAGGAAAUAAUGUACGAAAAACUAGAGUACCCGCCUGGAGUCUUUUACGUGCACAGCGUCUUUGAGGAUUAUGUGAAAUAUGUUGCUGAGAAAAAUGCUGUUAAAAGGAAGCUGUUACGUUGUUUAGUUUGUGUCACGGAAGAUGGAAUAGAUGUGUUAGUGCCGUUUGACGUCACAGGGGAAUUCUAUAUUGUGGAAUACAAGAAAGCCGUGUCCAAAAGUGUCAAGGCUGACAAGAACGCAUGUGCAUACACUUUAAAACAACUUGUCGCAGUUGGUGCAUUUACAAAACCGCUAGUAUUGAAACUUUUAAAGGGAGAACCACCAAAUAAACCAUGCGGAUUUUCUGGAGUUGUGAAAGUCUUUGAUAUUGUUAAAGAUUGGACAAUCGUGGCAGAAACGCUUGAUGGCAACCGGAAGCUCUUAGAACUUCCAGUUUUGCCGUUCCCAGAAUUCACUCCGUCCACAAAUGGAAAUGAUCUCUUAGAAACUGGCUCCCUUCGUCCAGAGCUAAUGCAUAUAAGUGGCGGGGCAGCAGACAAAUAUGUUAAAGAAAUAAAAGUGAAAACUAGUUUCAGCCUUCAGCCACAGCAUAAAACUGAUGAACAUGUUAAAUUACCGCCAGUUAAAUUCGGAAAGUCAGUAACAGUUCCAAAGAAAGACAGAGAAGAAAGGAAGACAAAAGAAGAAUUUGAGGACAAAGAAGAACACUUUUUCUUCGGCCAACAUUUACUAGAUCAAAAUAACAGUGACUCCACAAAUUUAUAGUCAGAACUAAACGAAUAUGGUAAAAAAUGUUUAUAUAUCAGUGCUAAACGAGAGAUCAUUUCUCAUGCAGAACCUUACUGACUGCUAGUAGAUUCUAAUAGAAUAUAAAAACUUAUAUCACAAUUUCUUGACUGUCGACCCCUAUUUUUGUCUGUCAUUGUUGAAUGGCUAGGUUAAUGUGUUUUACUUUUUAUUUGCAAUGAAACAUUCGUGUUCCAGGAUUCUUCUCCUUUACUGACAUGAUCUCCGUAAGUAAUUGAUAACUUCCCAACAUGAAUUCAGUGGCGAAGCACAAAUAACUUCAGACAGAUCUGUCGUAUCAUUACAGAGAAAAGUCGCCAAACGCAGGUGUCAUUCAUCCCUGAGAUUAAACAAGUGCUCCAAGCGCAUUGUACAAUGUUUUCUAUAGCUCAGUAGUUUUCAAUGUCAUCCUAAAGCAGUUCGGUACAAUGAUUUAACAUAAAACGGCACAAAAUGUUGCGCAAUAAAAUUAUAAAUAAGCUAUAGAUAAUUUAGGUUGUCGAAAGUUUGAAUUUCAUUGUGUAUUUCUAGAUUGUUGAUUUGUUAAUUGUAUAGAUGGUGUAUUUAAUUUCGCUUAUUUAUUUUGAUUAAAAAUAAAAGGAACAACUGCUGAUUAAAACACUCAAGAUAAAAUUAUAAUAAAGUGCGACCUUUUGAUAAGUCGGCAUAUAUUUAAGUUUAGACUCCAAUCAAGGAAGAGAUUAAAAGUUUGUUGAUGAGCAGUUUAAACCAGAUGACUGUGGUGUAAACAAGUUCUAAAAAUAUAAAAGUAAACACUU